Messenger RNA from Suillus fuscotomentosus, 1356 nucleotides. RefSeq lists its product as uncharacterized. Lineage: Eukaryota; Fungi; Basidiomycota; Agaricomycetes; Boletales; Suillaceae. Bases 1 to 1356 code for a protein of 451 amino acids. The transcript has 5 exons. The record is from RefSeq and is a predicted model, not a curated record.
AUGUGGGAUGUGGAUGUGGGCGUGGACGUGGACAUGGGUGCAGACUUAGGCGUGUAUGAGGAUGAGCAUGCUGGUGUAGAGGCAGGUUAUGAGGAAGAAGUUUAUGAUGGUGCAGCGAAGACAUACGGCAUUGGAACAUCAUUUAUGAAGACUUUUAACUCUGAUGAGUAUGCUGUGGAGAGGAUGGAUAAUCCCUACUUCCCUUUUGCUAGCAAACCGGACUGGGAGAUGGCGGCAUUUCUUCUUCAGUCAGAGCUCAGCAUGACGGAUAUCAACAAAUAUCUUCAUCUUGAAUUUACCAGAAAAUUACCUCUCUCAUUUCGCUCUUCGAGAGAGCUUCGAGGACGUGCAGAAAUGCUACUGUCUCCUCCUCGAUGGAAGUACCAAACUGUCCUCACCAAAUUCCGGACAACAAAGACCCUUCAUGUCUUUUACCGGGAUGCCAUUGAGUGCUUACAGUUACUCCUUAUCUACGAGUCUGCUGAACGUGCGGUCCGUAUUUACUAUGGUUUCAUGACUGGUGACCGUGCUUGGGAACUUCAGGAACGCCUCCCUGAUGGUGCGACUCUGCUUGGUGUAGUCCUGUCCUCAGACAAGACUAAGGUCAGCAAUCUCUCUGGCAAUCGCUACACUCAUCCACUGCUUAUAUCUCUUGCAAAUAUCAACUCUGAGAUAUGCGGCAAAGGAUCCCUGGAAGCAUAUAUCCCCCUCACUUUGCUCCCCAUUGCAAAGUUCAUCCACAGGAAUCAAUGCAUGCGUGGCAUUCUGGCGGACCGGCUGUUCCACCAAUGUAUUGGCAUCGUUGUUGAGCCACUGGAGCAAGCUGCACAUCUGGGUGUCAUGAUGAGCAACCCAGCAGGGUUUAGUAGAUAUUGCUGCAUGCCCCUCAUCGUAGCAGUUGCUAAUUUUGUCUCGCCUUUUGAGCUCACAGCAUUCUUUGAAGAGUGCAAGCAACAUUUCCUGAAUGGUGUCCUUACACCGUUCUGGUUGGAUUGGCUUACUGCAGACCCUUCCUCAUUCCUGAUGCCCGAGCUUCUCCAUCACCUGCACAAGAUGUUCUGGGAUCACGACCUCAGGUGGUGCAUAAAAGUAAUUGGUGCGAAGGAAAUCAACUUUCGUUUUGCAUUACUUCAAAUGUGUAUUGGGUACCGCGCUUUCAAGGAAGGCAUCUCUGAUCUGAAGCAAACCUUGGGACAAGACCAUCACAAUGUCCAGUGUUAUAUCAUUGGUAUUAUUGCCAAUGCUGCCCCUGCUGAAUUCAUAACCGCCAUCCGGGCCCUUAUUGAAUUUAGAUAUCUUGCUCAAGCUCCAUGGUUCACAGAUGAAAAACUAAUUGAAUGGGAUGGAUCUCUUUGA